This is a messenger RNA of Musca domestica (house fly), 976 nucleotides long. It is a transcript of the gene Rpe, whose product is annotated as ribulose-phosphate 3-epimerase. NCBI's taxonomy places the organism in Eukaryota, Metazoa, Arthropoda, Insecta, Diptera, Muscidae. Gene Ontology annotation, biological process: pentose-phosphate shunt; pentose-phosphate shunt, non-oxidative branch; carbohydrate metabolic process. Gene Ontology annotation, molecular function: D-ribulose-phosphate 3-epimerase activity; metal ion binding. The record is from RefSeq and is a predicted model, not a curated record. The coding region runs from base 107 to 775 and encodes 222 amino acids. Gene Ontology annotation, cellular component: cytosol. The transcript is spliced from 3 exons.
GAAUGUUGUUAAUUCAUUGUUUUAUUAUUGCACGUGUUGCUACCAUUCACUUGUCUCGUUAUCACGUUUUCAUUUGACUAGUCUUCCUUCGCCCACAAGUUGAACCAUGCCUGUUCAAGCUAAAAUUGGUCCAUCCAUCCUAAAUGCCGAUCUCGCCGACUUGGCUGCCCAGUCUCAACGUCUACUGGACAAUGGUGCGGACUAUUUACAUUUGGAUGUUAUGGAUGGUCAUUUUGUUCCGAAUUUGACUUUCGGUCAUUCCGUGGUCAAGUGUUUGCGCAACAAAAUUAAAGAUGCCUUCUUCGAAACCCAUAUGAUGGUGUCGAAACCCCAACAAUGGAUUGAGCCAAUGGCCGAUGCUGGUGUCAAUCUUUAUACAUUCCAUGUUGAACCAGUACAAGAUGAUAUCGAAUCAGUUUGCCGUAAAAUCCAAGAAGCUGGUAUGAAAGUGGGUUUGGCCAUUAAACCUGGUACAGGAGUCGAGGCUAUAUCGAAAUAUUUGGAUUUGGCUGAUGUGGCCUUGGUGAUGACAGUGGAGCCUGGUUUUGGUGGUCAGGCCUUUAUGGCCGACAUGAUGCCUAAGGUGGAAUGGCUAAGGCAGAAUUAUCCCAAUUUGGAUAUUGAAGUUGAUGGUGGCGUUGGACCCAAGACCAUUGACUGUUGUGCCAAGGCUGGUGCAAACAUGAUUGUCUCGGGCACAGCUGUUAUACAAGCCCCAGACCAGAAAGAAGUUAUAACUCUGCUCAAAUCGACAGUACAAAGUUAUAAUAAGUGAUAUCUUUCAUUUAAGAGACAUUAACACAUUCUAUAGAAUCUUUGAUAUAAUGGUACUUCACAGUUAUUCACAUUGUUGUGGCAUUUAUUUUUAUACAGCUGACAUUAAUUGGUUUCCUAUAGAUUUUUAAUAAAAAAAACACUUAAAAUUAAGAAACAAAAAUCUGUUAAUAAAUAUAACAAAUGUUAAAAACAGGAAAAA